Molecule: messenger RNA, 513 nt
Organism: Stylonychia lemnae
Lineage: Eukaryota; Ciliophora; Spirotrichea; Sporadotrichida; Oxytrichidae
Source: the annotation of a GenBank genome assembly
AUGCAAGAUAAAUCUCCAUUAAAUCAAAGCAAAGUCUACAUAUCAUCUUAAGUUGACAAAGAAUAGAUUACUUUAUCUCAAAGUGACUCUAUUUAAGAUUAAAAGGAACAAAAUAAUUUAGAAAAUUCUAUGAGACCUUUAAUGGAAUUACUUGAGGAGGAAGAUAGCAAUGACCUAGAUGACAAUAAUGAUAGUUAAAAUUUUGAAAUUUAAAGAGGAAAGUUCGAAAAGGGACACAAAGAAAGAGUUCAGCUUAAUAAGUAUUUAGAUGAUGAAUAGGAUAUCACUUUAAAUGAUCUUACAAGUGAGCCUGAUGUUAGCAUGAUGACUUUUAAGCAAAUGUAUAAUAAAAAUCCAGCAGUUUUACAUAAUAAGCUAUUCGAAGAUGAUUAUCAUUAUAAUAAAUAGGAGAGCAAGAAAGUUGUCUUUGAGGUCGAGUAAUUGGAUAAAUCAUCAAGAAAAAGUGAUCCUUUUAAUUCUUAAAGAGAACUUUUAGAAUUCAGUGAAACUUGA